AUGUUAUAUGGGUAUCGUGUGCCUGAAACACUCUUCCAGCUUCGUCUUCCAUUAGAUGGGCCGAAGCUUACCCGAUUCCUGACAAGACAACUGCUUUUUGUAGCAGAGUGCCUGAUAGACGUCAUUUCUCGCUUUGGGGUCAAGGAUAAUCUCCUACACGACCAAGGCAGGGAAUUCAACAACCAGUUGAAUGAUGCCAUCAGAGAGCUUUUUGGGAUAAAGAAGUGUAUGACCUCGCCCUAUCAUCCACAGACUAACGGGCUCACUGAGAGAUACAAUCAGACAUUAAUUGCGAAGUUGACUGCCCACAUGACUGACCGAGGUGAUGAUUGGGAGACACACCUCAGGAGCGUCAUGAUAGGGUACAGGUGGAAGGUGCAAUGCUCCUCCAAAUUUACUCCGUUCGAGCUCAUGUUCGGGGUGGAUUCGCGUUUCCCCUACGAGCUCGACAGUCCCAUCACCUCAGAAGACCUUGCCGAUCCAAUCUGGACUGAGGAGACAGGAGAAGAAAUUGAGAAGAGGAUGGGAGAAAUUGAGCUUCGACUGAAGAAUAGGAGACAAGAAACGGCUCCGGUCGACCUGCCGUCAAAACGCUGGAUCGACUUCGGCGCCGUCAUCCGUGAUAACAAGCUGUUCGCAGUCAUGUGUGACGAGUUCAUCCAGGAGAUGAAGAUGCUGGCGAAUGCCCUGAAGAGGAAGAAGCGGCCCCUGGCACCAUUCGCCGCAUGGGAAGUGGAGGAACAGAUGGACGAAGCCCUCGAGUUCGAGCUCGUCUCGGAGGAGGAGCAGAUUCGCCGGGAGGAGCGUCGUCUCGCGAAGCGGAAACUAGGCAGCGACCAGGACGAAGACUACGAACAAGACUUCUCGUCCGAACCGAGUUCGACCACUUCGUCGGACUCCUCCCCGCCGGACUCGUCGAGCGACGAGGACUUCGUGGUCCGGGGCGCCGGGUGGCCUCGAGGACGUGCCAAGCGCCGCCCCGGCCCCGUCCCCGGUCGCGCCCGCGGCUACAAGCUGCGUCCCAAGCGCCGCAAGCAAGAGAAGUACUACACGAGCGACUCCAGCGACGUGGUCGAGAGACGUGGCCCUCCCGCGAAGACUCCCGCCAAGAGAGGCCCCGACCGCCAUCCUGGGAAGAACUCCCUCUCUCUUCUUCGAAGAGAAAACUGGAUCGCCUCCAGCUUCCAAUACUGCUCCGUUCUCCCAAGCACGACACGGUUCUUCGAGACACAGCCGACCGUGGAGCCCAGGUACACCCAGUCGAUGCAGGACACCCUGAAGCACCAGGAGUUGCAGCACGCGCAGCACCUGCAACAACAGCACCAGUCGGAGCACGCUCUCAGCUCGUGGAGCGCGUACGCCGCGGAGCAAGGUCGGCAGUACGAGGCGAAGUACGCGCAGGUGGCGAACGGUCGGGAUCUGCAGAACAACCCGCGGUACCUGGCCUUCGUCAGAGAUGGGAUCAAGACGAGCGCGUACCGGGAGAAGUACGCGGCGCAGCAGCAGUACGUGAUCCCGGUGGCGGACGCGAGAAGCAUAUCAUACUUGCACCAGAUGGAGCGAUACGACAAACCGGUGACCUACGCGAAACCGGACGUGCUGUCGGACGCACGGGUGCCGUAUUCGGUGCAGCCCGAGUCCAGGCCCCAGGUGUACCAGCCGCCUCGAGCCCCGCUCCCGCAGAACCUGAGCGAGUCGCAGAAGAAGCAGAUUGCGGUCGGCCUGUCGACGCAGCCGGGAGCCGCCUUCGUCGCCAACCCGUACAUCGACAGCCGGACCGGCCGGCCCAACUACGAACUGAUCCAACAGCACCAUCGCGGCAUGACCCUCCCGCGUGACCUCCAGCCGCACGGGAGCACCCUCCAGACGCACGCGAGCGCCCAACAUCCGCAACGCGCCGCCCAUCCCAAGCCGGAGUAUGCGCCGGUGAACCAAGUACCCCAGCUUCCUCGACGGUGCGCCAGAACGCGGAUUCCACGCGCAUCUGUCGGGCGAGGACGACCCGGCUCGCUUCUAUCAGCAGUCGCACGCCCCGGACGCGUCGCAUCCGGCGGGGAAGAUGGAGCCGGUGCCGCUGGUUCGACUGGGGUCGAGAUCCUCCGUUCCGCUGAACCAGUCUCCCAGUCCCGGCAUGACCAACUUACUGGACCAAGUGGAACGCGGCCAAGACCCAAUCGGACCGACUCUACAAACAAGAGGACCCCGCAGGGACCAUCCCCGAAAACCGAGCCUCGCCCGCAUCCCGGCAUCAUGUCCAUGGUCGCCCUGCGGCAGUCGCCGGUCCCUGACCGCAUACGGCCGUCUCCGGUGACCGUUCCCCAUUACGGAUCCGUCGUCUGCGGCAUCCCCUUGACGACCCGCAUGGACGACCACCGACCCCCUUUCUACGACCAGAGUUACCCCCGCCCCGAAUACCGACCCGGCGACCCGACCCAGCUGAACUCCCACUGCAUGUACCACCGCCCCCACCUCUCCCAAAACGGCUGGUCGACCCAGCAGCCCUGCGCCCCACCGAAGCAGCCGGCCCCGGUGCGAACCAAGGCCCAGAUGAAGCAGGUGCAGCAGAUCCUGCCCGUCGAGCCGGGUGAGAUCCGGCUCGGCCCCCCGAUGCAAAGGCCCCUGGUCGGAUCCCCGUCCAGUCCGCCCAAACUGGUGAAGCAGGUCGGGUCCGGCAAGCAGAGGGGCCUGGUCCGGAGCGACCACUCCAUCUUCGACUUCAAGGACAGCGAAAGCGACAGCGAGAUGCCGGUCUUGGAGAAGCAGGGCUACGAACCGAUCAAGCGCAAGUUGGAGGCGAUGGCCGCGGCGGCGAUGGACGGGACUUAG
This is a messenger RNA of Darwinula stevensoni, 2826 nucleotides long. NCBI's taxonomy places the organism in Eukaryota, Metazoa, Arthropoda, Ostracoda, Podocopida, Darwinulidae. The record is from the annotation of a GenBank genome assembly.